This is a messenger RNA of Drosophila teissieri, 310 nucleotides long. Its product is annotated as accessory gland peptide Acp33A-like. The transcript has 2 exons. NCBI's taxonomy places the organism in Eukaryota, Metazoa, Arthropoda, Insecta, Diptera, Drosophilidae. The record is from RefSeq and is a predicted model, not a curated record. The coding region runs from base 37 to 180 and encodes 47 amino acids.
UGCUUGAGAUGCUUUUCGUGUUUGUCAGUCCACAAAAUGUCAUCUUUCAAGCGAGUUCCAUUAUUUUGUACCAUAAUCCUGAUCCUAGCUGGACUGGGUCAGCACACAGCUGAAAGUCGACUCCCAGACUGCGUUCUUUAUCCCAGAUGUCUAAUGACAAAGGACCCGUGUUGCAUGUAGUGCAUCUAUAGAAAUUAAACAAGAAUCUGGUAUCGCAACUGGAACUGGAGAACCAACGAUAUAUCAGCACUUGUCAGGGGUGGUAACAAAAAGUGCACUCUGUUUUAAUAAAUACAAAUAUCCACAAAUA